CUUUCACAUAAUAAAAUUACCAAACCAAUCAUUAUACUCAACAAUCAAGGCAAAAAGAGACAAAGAACAAAAAAAUUGAAGCAUAACUCUCACAUAACAUACAAUCACUUUGUAAAACAAUCUCAAAGGACAAAGGAUAAAAAUCUAAGGCGGAAAACACACAAUUUCAAAAUGAAACACAGUCAGUUCCGGUGCCUUCAAAUACUUCCUUAUAUGGUAAUUUUGUUCACAGUUGCAACAGCUGGAAGAAAUAAGACAGAAAAACGAACCAAUGUACUCUCUCAAUGUACGACACAAUUAGAGAAGGCAAGAGAAGAGCUGGAAAAAUGCAAGAGCAUGGACAAUGUAGCAACAACAACAAGCAGAAACAAAACCAAAAAGAAACCAGAAACAGAAGACAAGGGUGACAAGGGUAAUGCUAAAUGUCCCCCGGGUUUUAAAUUUGUCAAAGAGCUUAACACAUGCUACAGUUUCAUCACACGUGAAAAAAUGUCCUGGAUUAACGCUGUCUCAUUCUGCACCGCUGUAUCCUCAAAUCUAGUUGCCAUAGAAACCGAGGAGGAGUUAAACUUCAUCCAAAACCGACUUAUGAAAAAUAAUAACGGCAUCGUACAACCAGAUACUGAAUCUUAUUGGGUCGGUGGGACGGAGAUAGCCGGAGAUAACGGCAUGUGGCAGUGGGUAGCGAGUCAUUCUGGGCCCUCAAGAAUGAUGACUUUUGCGCCAUGGAAUGAGGAGGGAGGACUAAUGGGUGAUGACCAACACUGUCAGGUUAUAUGGUCGACAAGAAACUACACAAUGGGCAACUAUAGAUGCGAGAGUAAAUUCAAUUUUAUAUGUGAAAUGAAACAUGAAAAGGUUUAAACCUAAA
Owenia fusiformis is the source of this 871-nucleotide messenger RNA. NCBI's taxonomy places the organism in Eukaryota, Metazoa, Annelida, Polychaeta, Sabellida, Oweniidae. The record is from the annotation of a GenBank genome assembly.